AGCAAUACUCCAUAAAACAGGUCAGGUAGGUAAGUAAUAGGACGGACCUGCCAGUGAUCCAGAAGCCACUGCACCAUGGGCAUCUCUGCAUUCAACCCCACCAGAUUCCCAGGAAGCAUUUCUGGGCUCCUCCAAGUGGCCUCCCUGCUCGCCCUGCUUCUGCUACUGUUCAAGGCAGCCCAGCUCUACCUGCACAGACAAUGGCUACUCAAAGCUCUCCAGCAGUUCCCGAGUGCACCCUCCCACUGGCUCUUUGGGCACAAGAUCCCCCCAGACCAGGAGCUGCCACAGGUGCUGAAAUGGAUAGAGGAAUUCCCAAGUGCCUUUCCUCGCUGGUUCUGGGGAAGCAGAGCUCACCUGGUAAUCUAUGACCCUGACUACAUGAAACUGAUUCUGGGGAGAUCAGAUCCAAAGGCCAAUUCUGCCUACAGAUUCCUGGCACCCUGGAUUGGGUAUGGUUUGCUCCUAUUGAAUGGCCAGACAUGGCUCCAGCACCGGCGGAUGUUGACCCCAGCCUUCCACUAUGACAUCCUGAAGCCCUACGUGGAAACCAUGGCUGACUCUGUUCGAGUGAUGUUGGACAAAUGGGAGCGGCUCAUCAGUCAGGACUCUCCUCUGGAGAUCUUUCAACACAUCUCCUUGAUGACACUGGACUCUAUCAUGAAGUGCGCCUUCAGCUACCAGGGCAGUGUCCAACUGGAUGGGGAAUCCCAGUCCUACAUCCAAGCCAUUGGGGACUUGAACAACCUGUUUUAUUCCCGUGUGAGGAAUGUCUUUCACCAGAAUGACACCAUCUACAGUCUGUCUUCUAAUGGUCGAUGGUCCAAAUAUGCCAGCCAGCUUGCCCAUGAGCACACAGACCGAGUAAUAAAGCAGAGGAUGGCUCAGCUGCAGAAUGAGGGAGAGCUGGAGAAGGUCAGAAAAAAGAGGCGCUUGGAUUUUCUGGACAUCCUCCUGUUUGCCAAAACAGAGAAUGGGAGCAGCUUAUCUGACCAUGACCUGCGUGCUGAGGUGGACACCUUCAUGUUUGAGGGCCAUGACACCACAGCCAGUGGCAUUUCCUGGAUCUUCUAUGCUCUUGCCAUGCACCCUAAGCAUCAACAGAGGUGCAGAGAGGAGGUGCAGAGCCUCCUGGGGGAUGGAUCCUCCAUUACCUGGGAACACCUCGACCAGAUGCCCCAUACCACCAUGUGCAUCAAGGAGGCCCUGAGGCUCUACCCACCAGUUCCAAGUGUUGUCAGAGAGCUCAGCAAACCUAUAACCUUCCCUGAUGGGCACUUUUUACCCAAAGGUUUCGUGAUCACACUUUCCAUUUAUGCCCUUCAUCACAAUCCGAAGGUGUGGCCAAACCCUGAGGUGUUUGACCCUUCCCGAUUUGCACCUGAUUCUCCCCGACAUAGCCACUCAUUCCUGCCUUUCUCAGGAGGACCAAGGAACUGCAUUGGGAAACAAUUUGCCAUGAAUGAACUGAAGUUGGCUGUGGCCCUGACCCUGCUCCGUUUUGAGCUACUGCCAGAUCCCACCAGGGUCCCCUUCCCAAUACCACGAAUUGUGUUGAAGUCCAAGAAUGGGAUCCACCUUCAUCUUAGGAAGCUCCACUAACCCUGACUCUCCAAAAGCACCAGAGAGAGAAGCGCUCAGCAUGAGUCUCCUGCCUGAACCUCAGGAAAGAUGCUUCGUCAGCUCCUGUACCAAGGCCUGUGGCUCAAGGAACUUAAAUUUGUGCCGUGGCUCCUUCUUAAUUCCAGUUUAUAGUUGGGACCUGCUGCUGUCCAGGUGCCAGAGCCAAAGUGACACCUUCAGGCUGCCUCUCCAUGGCCACAAGUUCAGCACCACCGCCAGCUGCGGUGCCACCUUGCACAGCGCCUGGCUAAGUGCGGUGGCCUGGAUCACGUGCAGGCAUCAGCUGGUGCAGGGCUCCAUGACCACUUGAGCCUCCUCCCAGCCUGCCACGCCAUCAGGCAACUCCUCCCACUUCCCGGUGGGGCCGACCUCUGAGACCUCAGCCUUGAGCUUCCUCUUGCGAGGGGCCAUGGCACAGAAGAGCGCUCUAGGCUGUGUCCCAAAGGAGCCUUUGACGGCGUAUAGAGACAAAAUUCACUAUGCCAAUGGUCACAAUUGAAAUUGCAACGAUCGACUAUACUACGAUGUUUUUAAUGGCAAGAAAAUACUAUGCUGAGGAAUUCUGACUGUGCAGUUAUUUUCUCAGAUCAAAUGUUAGUAAAAGAUAAUACAAGUGGCUUGUUAGCUAUGACCUGUAAGAUAACACAGGUGCCUUGUCAACUGUGACCCGUCCUUUGUGAAAAUCCAAUCAUUCCUCCCUUUUACAGCCUGGCUCAUUUGUGCUU
Messenger RNA from Fukomys damarensis (Damara mole-rat), 2348 nucleotides. RefSeq names its product cytochrome P450 4A10. Gene Ontology annotation, cellular component: intracellular membrane-bounded organelle. Gene Ontology annotation, biological process: linoleic acid metabolic process; kidney development; icosanoid biosynthetic process. Gene Ontology annotation, molecular function: arachidonate monooxygenase activity; heme binding; iron ion binding. The transcript is spliced from 13 exons. The coding region runs from base 76 to 1602 and encodes 508 amino acids. The record is from RefSeq and is a predicted model, not a curated record. NCBI's taxonomy places the organism in Eukaryota, Metazoa, Chordata, Mammalia, Rodentia, Bathyergidae.